AUGGACCUAUUGAAGGAACGUGGUUUGUAUGUUCAGCAAAUCAAAGUGAUUUCUGUGAUUGCUGCACCUCCUGCACUAACAAAGCUUAACGAGAAAUACCCCAGGCUUCAUGUAUAUACUGGAAUUAUCGAUCCUGAAGUCAACGAAAAGGGGUUCAUAAUCCCUGGGCUUGGAGACGCUGGAGACCGCAGUUUCGGGACAUAA
Messenger RNA from Arabis nemorensis, 204 nucleotides. Lineage: Eukaryota; Viridiplantae; Streptophyta; Magnoliopsida; Brassicales; Brassicaceae. The record is from the annotation of a GenBank genome assembly.